AUGGCUGGAAGGGUUCCAGUGGAGGUUGGCACACGAGGCACAGUAGGAUCGCUGCUGAAGAGGGAGAUUGAAUAUUUCAAAAGACUCGAAUUAGAUCGAUUUGAAAUGAGUUCUUUAAAAUCUGAGAGGCACAUUGGAGAAAUAGGAUCUGGUAGAGGCAACUCAUGGCCUGGUUUCAAGUUAUUCCCUUUAAAAUGGAGAAGGAAGAAGAGAAGGAACUGUGGAAUCCGGCCGAGCUUGUGCUCUAUGGUGGAGGUGGUGGAUGGCGGAGGAAUGAGUGAAAUUCCGGGGUUCAGUUACAGAAAUCUCAAAGCUGAUUCUAAAAGAUUUGAAGUGAAUAGCAGAAUUUGA
Molecule: messenger RNA, 351 nt
Organism: Fraxinus pennsylvanica
Lineage: Eukaryota; Viridiplantae; Streptophyta; Magnoliopsida; Lamiales; Oleaceae
Source: the annotation of a GenBank genome assembly